This is a messenger RNA of Strongylocentrotus purpuratus (purple sea urchin), 5811 nucleotides long. RefSeq lists its product as uncharacterized. The transcript has 2 exons. The record is from RefSeq and is a predicted model, not a curated record. NCBI's taxonomy places the organism in Eukaryota, Metazoa, Echinodermata, Echinoidea, Camarodonta, Strongylocentrotidae. Bases 1 to 5811 code for a protein of 1936 amino acids.
AUGGAUGAAGGAUCCCCAACUGAAUCUGAUAGUGACAUCAUAUCCUCAGACACUAGUUGUGACCCUCGAGAUAGUCCCUCAAACUCUGCCAAGGAUUUGCAAGAUAAUGCCUCGAACUCUAAUUCAGAUUUACCAGAUAUUUGGGGCAGUGACAACGAAAGCCAUAAUGACGAUGAUGUCGACAGAGAUUUGCCAUCCACAAGCACUGGGAGGGUCACAGGGUCAGGAUGUGGGAAAAGGCAUAUUGCAAUAAAGCAGGAUACCUCACUGCCAUCAGUGGGGAAAGAUAGUGCAGUGGAUUAUGAGUCUGACCUUCAAGCAGAGGAACAACUUAGUGGCAUUGGAGAGAAAAAUUCAGAACUGGAUGGUGAUUAUAAAUCUGAAGGACAACCUCGUAAUCAAAGACAUCAUAAUGAACCAAGACAUAUGAGUGGAGACGUUAGUCACGCUAGUGACGGCAAAGGCAACGGAAUGACUCUGGGAGACCUUUGGAAGGAAUCUCAGUCGUAUAGUCAAGUGGACGCUAGCGCUGUAGAAUACAAGUUUGAGGGUAGGCCUUGGGACUUACAUCUAGCAGACUUCAGCAACCCAGAUAUUUUUUUUCAAUCUCAGGAGUCGCCGUUGCCUCAGGAUUCACCAUCAGCUGUUCACAUUUCAUCAGGUAUUGUCAGAUCCAGCGACUGUGAAGGCAAUGAUGCUCCAUCUGCAAGUGGCACAUACCUUCGUCAUCCAGGCUGUGGGUUGGAUGGUAGCUGCAAAGAUGAAAUCAACUUGGCCAUGACAAAAAGCCGUAGAAAACCUCACUGCAGUGAUGAUAAUUCAUCGACUAAUGAAGGAGACCUGACAUCCUGGGACAAUGUACAGAAGAAGCCAGACUUUGAUAAACAGUCUGAUGCCAGAAGAAAGCUGAAGGUGAAACGUAAAAAGAAAUGUAGGGACAGGCGAGGUCAGAAGAAGAAGCAGAAAGUUGCAAAGAGUGGUAAAUGUUACUCUUUGGGUGAUGUUGGUUCAUUACAGGAUCCUGAAUCCAACCAAGUUUCAACGAAUGAGGUUUGCUUGCAGCAAGGACGGGGUCCAGAGCAAUCUGAAAAAAUGGACAGGUUGCCUCCUAAAAUUCCUGCACGCCCGUUGAAUGAAGGUUCAGGCGAAGAGCCUAUUGAUACUGUCAGCGAUGAAGACACUCAUAAAAUAAGAAGAUGUCUCGUCAGCACAAAAGCUUCAGCGGUGUCCGAGAAUGAGACAGACUCGGAUGAAACUAUGAUUGACAGUAAUGAUGGAGAUGAUCACGGGCACACUGAAAAUAUGACAGGCGAUGAAGUGGGUGAGGUAGUCCUUAAAGAAACAACUGAGAAUUUUGAUACACAGCCUUCCUCACCUAUUCUUCAUGAAGAAAGUGAUGAUUCUUUAAGUGAUGCAAGCGAAGAGUUCCCUACCUCUGACACGAUCGUUCCAAGAGAUUUCCCACCACACUUGUUGGAGGAUAAGGAACAUAAUGAUAGAGAAGCUGCUGACCUAGAACCUAACUAUCACGUAAGCUGUCAAAGCCCUGAUGAAGAAAUCCACCAACCUCAAAGGGAUGAUGCAGGUUUAGAAACUUCUUCAAAUAAUGGUGUCAAUCCGCCACGUUUGCAAAUAGAGGAUGACUCUCAUAGACAGUAUUUCCCCACAGAUUCUCAGUUGAGUAUCAAGAUGGAGAAUGAGGAUACUGAAGAUCUGACCACUCAGCAGCUACAGCAAAAGCCUCUAGAGGAUGACUCUCAAGGACAGUAUUUCCCCAAAGAUUCUCAAUUAAGUAUCAAGAUGGAGAAUGAAGACACUAAAGAACAAGUUAAUCAACAUGAGAAAGGAACAGUAUCCCAUGGUAAAGAGGCACAAGCAGCUAUGUCCAUUCCUUCCAAAGGAGUUUCAAAGGACGUUGAUAAGGACUCUGGAAAGAAACUUCUUUCUUGCCAACGAAAUGCAUGGUGUCCCUUAGAGUUGGAUCCCCAAGAAAGAUUCUUGUUGCUACAAGAGGAGCAAUUAGCAAUGUCCAUUCCUUCCAAAGCUCACUUAUCCGGAGGAAUUUCCGAGGACCUCGAUAAGAACUCUGGAAAGAAAUUUCUUCCAUGUCUACGAAAUGCAUGGUCUCCAUCAAGGUUGCACCCACAAGAAAGAUUGUUGUUGCUACAAGAGGGAGAAUCAGAACCUGUGUAUUCUUUCUCGCUAGAAUCUCUAGCUGUGCCUUUUUCUCGGUGUGUGGCCCCAAGCAUAUCUACAGCAGCACCUGACAAAUUGGUUGCAAGUAGAAAUGAACAACACAUCCAGAGACCCUCAAGACCUGAUAAAUUACCGUCAACUACAAAACAAAAUGAUCGUCAAAAGGAGAAGAAUGAUACCAAGAGGACCGACUCUCUACAGGACAUUCCUGACACUUCAUCUAAUACACUCAGCUUAAGUUCCAAGGAACCUUCAGAAAGCCCUUCUACAUCCAUGAUCCGUUCCGUGCAGGAUUGCCUCCAGCAACCUGCAUCUUUGAACUCAAAUGAGAUGGGUUUGGAGGAUAGACUACCUGCAGAUUCAAGAAGUUUGUCACAUGGUCAUUCAUCAAUUCCAAGUGUUUCCUUUCCUUCAACAAGUUUGUACUCCAGUAACAUCUCUGAAUCCUCAAGGACUCUUAACGGUGGUCAUUCUGCCUCUUCAGGCACCUCUGAAACACCCAGUACCAAACCAGACAGGUUAAAACCUACUGGAGAUGAUAGAUCUGCUUGUCCAAGUGACCCUCCAGACCCAUCAUUGGUGGCAUCGGACAUGAGCAAACCUCUAAAGAAGAGACGCCACUCGCAGACAUCAAGUGUUCCGUCAGGAAACCAAGGGACAGAACCUUCCAAGGUUAAUCAGGUAAGUCCCUCUCUUCAUCUGCAACUACUGGAGCCUUUCUCUCGGUGUGUGGCCCCAAGCAUAUCUACAGCAGCACCUGACAAAUUGGUUGCAAGUAGAAAUGAACAACACAUCCAGAGACCCUCAAGACCUGAUAAAUUACCGUCAACUACAAAACAAAAUGAUCGUCAAAAGGAGAAGAAUCCCACCCUGAGGACCAACUAUGUACAGGACGUUCCUUGCACUCCAUCUAAUCCACCUAGUUUAAGUUCAAAGGAACCUUCAGAAACCUCUUUUGUUUCCGUGAUCCAUUCCGAGCAGGAUUGCCUUCAACAACCUGCAUCAUCAAACUCAAAUGAGAUGGAUUUGGAGGAUAUACUACUUGCAGAUUCAAGAAGUUUGUCACAUGGUCAUUCAUCAAUUCUAGGCGAGUCCUUCCCUUCAACAAGUUCGUACUCUGCAAACAUCUCUGAGACCAUUGGUGGUCAAGCUGCCUGUUCAGGCACCUCAUCGACACCCAAUACUAAACAAGACAGGGCAAAACCUACCGAAGAAGAUAGAUCUACUUGUCCAGGUGACCCUCCAAACCCGUCAUUGGUGCCAUCGGACAUUAGGAAACCUCCAGAAAAGAGACGCCAUUCGCAGACAUCAAGCCAUCCGGCAGAUGCUGUGAUGCCUGCAGGGGCCAUCUUGUUACCUCCAGUAGUGGACACGGGUAGCAGAUCAUCUCAGGAACUUAACAGCAAAGGUAACGCCCCUAUGAUCGUAGGAGAACAGCAUGUGCCUAAUGCUCUAAGAGAUAUCUCUCAGAGUCAAUCUUUUCAAGCCACCCAGGCUUCGUGCGAUGGGGUGGAGAAGAUCAGAUCUUCUGGCAAUGAUGGAGUAGAUAACGGGUGCAAGAAGCGAGUACGCUUAGACACAGGGACAGAGGAUCAUGGAAAAGCAGCAAAGGUCACAAGGUCAUGCGACUCUAUCCACGGUGAGUCCUCUAGCGGGAAGUCAUUUGGUGGAAGUAGCCAUUUCCCCCCAUCAUCCAGAGACCCUGCUCAACCUCGAAGCAUACUAAAGAAACCUGACAGAAACGUAGCAUCAACGAGUCAUGAAGAGGAUAUAGGUGUUGUUGGUCACCAGGUGCAUCGCAACCUAAGGAGCCACAGUCGAUCAAUAACAGCCCAGGGCAUAACUGCCAGCAGCAGUAGCACCUGUAGUCCUCAAAGACAGAGGAGGAAAAGUUCGCGUCUUGAUGCUAGCCUUGACACAGAGGAUGGGAAAAGUUUACAAGUAAGUGUUACAGGAACGGGGAACGAUGUGAGAUUUUCCAGGCAGCAGAAGGGUAAAAAUAAAGCAGGUCAGCAGCGAAAACACCCGAGUUCAAGGACUGACAGCAUUAAGCAUGGUCGGAGAGAAAGGAGACAAUUUGGUGAAGCCACUAGAUCUGGAACUUCUCAAACUCGGAAGGGUUCUAAAGGAAAUGAAACUGGACAAAAUCAGAGCCUUGACCGUCAGAAGCGGCAAAGCAGGUCAGAUCAACGACCUCAGCGUCAAAGCCGUCAACAAAAAGUGAGUUCAGAGAAGCAGGAGCAUGUAAGGAGUGAAAAGAGAUCAUCUGGUGAAGUCACUGGUGCACGAACUUCUCAACGUCGGAAGGGUUCUAAUGGACAUGUAACGGGACAAAAUCAGAGCCUUGACCAUCAGAAGCAGCAAAGCAGGUCAGAUCAACGACCUCAGCGUAAGAGCCGUCAACAAAAAGUGAGUCCAGAGAAGCAGGAGCAUGUAAGGAGUGAAAAGAGAUCAUCUGGUGAAGUAACUGGUGCACGAACUUCUCAACGUCGGAAGGGUUCUAAUGGAAAUGUAACGGGACAAAAUCAGAGCCUUGACCAUCAGAAGCGGCAAAGCAGGUCAGAUCAACGACCUCAGCGUAAGAGCCGUCAACAAAAAUUGAGUCCAGAGAGACAGGAGCAUGAUAACAGUGAAAGAAGACCAACUAGUGAAGUCACUGGUGCAGGAACUUCUCAACGGUGUACCGGUUCUAAUGGAAAUGAAACGGGACAAAAUCAGAGCCUUGACCAUCAGCAACGGCAAAACAGGUCAGAUCAACGACCUCAGCGUAAGAGCCGUCAACAAAAAGUGAGUCCAGAGAGACAGAAGCACGAUAACAGUGAAAGAAGACUAACUAGUGAAGUCACUGGUGCAGGAACUUCUCAACGUCGUAACGGUUCUAAAGGAAAUGAAACGGGACAAAAUCAGAGCCUUGACCAUCAGCAACGGCAAAGCAGGUCAGAUCAACGACCUCAGCGUAAGAGCCGCCAACAAAAAGUGAGUCCAGAGAGACAGGUGCAUGAUAACAGUGAAAGAAGACCAACUAGUGAAGUCACUGGUGCAGGAACUUCUCAACGGUGUACCGGUUCUAAUGGAAAUGAAACGGGACAAAAUCAGAGCCUUGACCAUCAGCAACGGCAAAGCAGGUCAGAUCAACGACCUCAGCGUAAGAGCCGUCAACAAAAAGUGAGUCCAGAGAGACAGAAGCACGAUAACAGUGAAAGAAGACUAACUAGUGAAGUCACUAUUAGAACUUCUCAACGUCGUAACGGUUCUAAAGGAAAUGAAACGGGACAAAAUCAGAGCCUUGACCAUCAGCAACGGCAAAGCAGGUCAGAUCAACGACCUCAGCGUAAGAGCUGUCAACAAAAAGUGAGUCCAGAGAGACAGGAGCAUGAUAACAAUGAAAGAAGACCAACUAGCGAAGUCACUGGUGCAGGAACUUCUCAACGUUGUACCGGUUCUAAUGGAAAUGAAACGGGACAAAAUCAGAGCCCUGACCAUCACCAGCAGCAAGGCGGAUCAGAUCAGCGACUUCGGCGUCGAAGCCUUCAUAAACAAGACCAGCAGCAAAGUGGGUCCGAUCAACUACCUUCGCGCGAGUCCAGCUUGCUCAAAAGCUGCUCCAUAACAUAA